CUUGUCUACAUUAUGUUUAUUAUCAACAACAGACGGACAAGCGUGGUCUCAAAUGCCACAGAAUCCGCUGGUUUUAGUGAAAACGCUCGCUCAGGACCGUAUUUGGAAGGAAAUCUUAAACUGAUUGGAACUCUAGAAUGUAAUACAGAUGUGAUGUGCUGCAGAUUUAGUCCUGAUGGACAACACUUAGCAGUUGGUUUAAUAGACGGAUCUAUCAAGAUCUACAGUCCCUCCACCUACCAGUGCCUUUACAGUCUACAAGACACAGAUACUCAGAAAAAACAUCUGCCUGUCACUCAAAUCCGCUUCCGUCUCUACUCAUCUGAUGAAAAACCAGAGUAUUCUCAUAUCAUUAUUGCUUCAUAUGCCUCAGGUCUGGUCAAAUUUUGGCAUUACACAUCAGGGAAGUGCCUUCAUACAAUCAAUGAAGUUCGACAAACACUGAAUAUUGCCAUUAAUCCGGAUGGCACCAGGUUUUUGACCACUGGGGACUCUCCUCAAAUCCAUGUGUACGAUGAGGAGACGAAGAAGAGGAUUAACACACUGGAGCCCAGUGAUUCUAGAGAUAAAAUGGAUGGGCAUCAUUUCCGAGUUUUUGCUGCCCAGUAUCAUCCAAACUUUCCUCACAUCUUUAUCUCAGGAGGCUGGGACAACACAGUCCAUUUUUGGGAUGACCGUCAAAGACAAUCAAUCAGACUUAUCAGUGGACCUCACAUCUGUGGGGAGGGCUUGGACAUUGACCCAGUUCACAACCACAUCCUGACAGGUUCCUGGAGGAAAUACGAUGUUCUACAGAUUUGGGACUUUGCUAGUGCAGAGAAAAUAAAAGAUGUCCCCCCAGAACCCAUGAAUGACAGUUUGUUGUACUGCUGUCAGUGGCUGGGCAAGGAGAACAUUAUCUGUGGAGGAUCGGACAUGAAUAUGGCCAGGGUCAUUGACAGGGGAACACUCAAUACGACCGGUCACUUGUGUGAGCUCCCACAGGGAGUCUACUGCAUCGACAAUGAUGGCAAUGGUCACAAUCCUCUGGUGGCCAUAGGAAGUAGCAGCAGCAUUUACCUGGUGAAGAGUGAAAAGAAAUCCAGUUAGAGUUUGGGUCAUAGACAAAGGAAUGGUCAUCCUUUCAAGCCUAGACUUACAAGAGAUAUUAAAGUAUUUUUUAAUCUUUCAGUGAUAUGGACCAGAUUUUUAGAGUUUGUAUUACAUAUAUAACAAUGAAAGUAUUGUUACGGUAUCAAUGUCAGAAGUAUACAUUAUUUUGUACUUACAUUAUGGAUUUAUGAUUAGAAUUAAACUAUUGAUUAAUAAAAAUAUUAUUGGUA
Messenger RNA from Magallana angulata, 1322 nucleotides. RefSeq lists its product as uncharacterized. The record is from RefSeq and is a predicted model, not a curated record. Gene Ontology annotation, molecular function: protein binding. The transcript is spliced from 10 exons. The coding region runs from base 13 to 1089 and encodes 358 amino acids. Lineage: Eukaryota; Metazoa; Mollusca; Bivalvia; Ostreida; Ostreidae.